Molecule: messenger RNA, 2713 nt
Organism: Spathaspora passalidarum NRRL Y-27907
Lineage: Eukaryota; Fungi; Ascomycota; Pichiomycetes; Serinales; Debaryomycetaceae
Exons: 1
Coding region: 1-1836 (611 amino acids)
Biological process (GO): cell adhesion
Cellular component (GO): fungal-type cell wall
Source: RefSeq, a predicted model, not a curated record
AUGUAUUUACUAUUAGUACUUUUGCAAUUAUUUUCGUUUGUCGCUACUCAGGAAGUUACCGGAGUCUUUACUUCUUUUGACUCGUUAACAUGGCUAGAUAGUGGUAACUACCACAUUAAAUAUCCUGCUGCUCCAGCUUGGAUUGCUGAAUUAGGAUGGAAAAUCGACGGUUCUUUGGUGCUGGCUGGAGAUACGUUUACCUUGACUAUGCCAUGUGUGUUUAAGUUUACUACUACUCAGAGCUCGGUUAAUUUACACGUAGGAGACAUUAAUUAUGCUACUUGCGAUUUUGCUCCCGGUGGUCUCUUUCUGGCUAAUUCGGAGUUGCACUGUAUAUUGCUAGAUGCUGUUCAAGACCUGACCUUGGUUGUUGGGAAAUUAACUUUGCCUAUUGUUUUCAAUACUGGUAGAUCAUCAGCAGAUGUAGAUAUGUUUUGCUCAACAUUCUACAAAAGUGGAUUGAACACUGUUUCGUUCACAGAUGGAGAUAAGACCCUUUCUAUUGUUGUUGAGUUUAAAGGUGGUAGUCAUUCUGGUGACAUAAAUAGAGCUAUUUAUAGUGCCAGGAUCCUUCCAGCUGGUGAUCAAGGGCAACAUUAUUUAUUGGGUAGUUAUUGUCCCGGAGUUCUCAAAAUGGCUACAAUAGGAAUGACAAUCAAUGAUGGUGCAAGCACAUUCGAUUGUUCAACUGCUCAUGUUUACCUUACAAAUUCUGUGAAUGAUUGGUAUUACCCCCAGUCAUUUGAGUCGAUUGAUCCAGUUUUUAUUACAUGUACACCAAAAGAAUUUUUGAUUAGUUAUAAAGAAGUUCCUGAUGGAUACCGAGUGUUCAUAGAAGCAAUCCUCAAUAUAGUAGAUGGUGUGAAUCCAAUUGUCUACUAUAAUGACAUGUACAUGUAUACUACUCCCAUUGAUAAAUCAAUCGAGGUGACGUGGUACCCUUAUACCCAUGUUGAAGCAGACGGUCCUGGCAAGGAGAUUAUUACAGUCACCGAAACAUGGACCGGUCUGUAUACUGAAACUGUAACUAAACCAUAUGAAGAUGAAGAUCUAACAAUUACUAUCGAUGUUAAUGUCCCUAUUCCUACAAUCACAUUGACAGAAACUUAUGUGGGAAUUACUACUAGUUAUACAACAUAUACAGUAGAACCAGGGGAAACUGCUAGUGUAGUUGUGUACGACCCUGUUCAUACUACUAUCACUGAAGAAUCUUGUUGGGAAAGUGACAAACUGAUUACCACCACCAUCAUUGAUCCAGGCUGGGCUAGUGAUACAAUUUUGAUUGUCACACCCUGCGAGGUGACAUCAACAGAACAAAUGGAAGAGCUGUUGACUCUCUCUAGUUCUUCAGAAUAUGAAUCAGAUGACAUUACCGAGAUAGUUACACACACUACCACCACUGUGUCCGAGCAAGAGGAAGAGCUGUUAACUUUCUCUAGUUCUUCAGAAUAUGAACCAGGUGUCGUUACCAAGACAGUUACUCAAACUACCACCAUUGUAUCAGAGCAAGCUACGACCAUUAAAGUGAUUACAUAUACCACUGUCAUUACUGUUAGUAAUUGUGAAUUAGUGGAAAUUGCUUGUGAAACACCAGGUGUUACGGAUGUAUGUGAUUCCAAAUCCACAACUCAGUGUACCAAAGAUUUAGGAGAUGACACACCACAGACGAAAUCAGGUGGUAGGUCAACCACUAAACCUGUUGGGAGCUCACAUGGUACAAGCGUCCCAUUAAUCACUCCCCCUGGUGUUACCUAUGUCGAGGAUGGUGUUGGCUCUACCGGACAAAGCUCAAGUUUAUAUUUGAUUUUAACUUUUUUGAUUGCUAUGUUUUAUUAAUAAAGUGGUUUGCUUGUGUGUUUGCACCACUUUCUAUUCUAUUCAGUCUGUCUAUUUAAGACAUAUAUUGCUCAAAUUAGUGCUAACGUAUAUAGUUUAUGGCCUUAAUCCCAUAUGAUUCGAACUAUUAGAUUGUAAACUUGUGUUCUGGAUGCAAAUAGAGUAUUAUUGAAUAUUUGAAUUAAUAGCAUCUGCCUACAAUAUCUUUAUUAUAUUUGUGCUAGUACAUCAUAAACAGAUGCUUCUUGUCUUUAUCCUUUGAACUACUGCUUGGAGGAGUUGAUUGACUUGUAUGAUUAUUAUGACUGGAAUUUGAAUGAAUAUUGAAUCUUGGAGGUUUGGUCACACGGUGAGUGGUGCUACUCAAACUCUUGACUCUGAAGUUAUUCUUAUAAUCAGUAUUAUUAGCAAACUUAGCUUCUAAUUUUAGUCUUUCCAACCUUAACUUCUCUUGCUCCCUUUGUUUAGCAUACUCUUCAUCACUUAUACCCAUAAGGAUCCGUCGUAUAUCCAUUAAUUGUUCUCGAAUAACAUUGUGAAACUCGGGAGAAUCAAUAAUUUUAUCUUGAAUAUCUCUAUCGACAAUACUAAGCAAUCCAGCUGCACCACUACUGUCAUUUAUGAUUUCACCCUGUAUUAAUGCUGCCAUUUUCCCCUUGUUUUUAGUAAGGAUAGUAGGAUCUUGCUUGACUUUGUUUUCAACAAGAAUCUUAAGUUUGAGGAGUAAGUUGGCGUAUGUUUCUGAUUGUUUGAAAUUUUCAAGAAGUUGCUUCCGUUGAGAGUCGAACUGACCAUUCUUCUUAUAUAUUGUUGUAAGUUGCUUUGAAUCAGGUGGUGUUGGUUCUGUCAUGAUUGCCUGUGAUAAGAAGAAACAAAC